Messenger RNA from Capronia coronata CBS 617.96, 1356 nucleotides. RefSeq lists its product as uncharacterized. Gene Ontology annotation, molecular function: syntaxin binding; SNAP receptor activity. Lineage: Eukaryota; Fungi; Ascomycota; Eurotiomycetes; Chaetothyriales; Herpotrichiellaceae. Bases 1 to 1356 code for a protein of 451 amino acids. The record is from RefSeq and is a predicted model, not a curated record. Gene Ontology annotation, cellular component: plasma membrane; SNARE complex. Gene Ontology annotation, biological process: exocytosis; vesicle fusion. The transcript is spliced from 2 exons.
AUGGGCAAAUUUACUUUCAAGAAGGGUGACAAUGAGGACGACUCAAGCCGUCUCGCUCUGUUUGGCUCCCGAUCGAAAUCCAAAUCCCCCGCCCCUUCCUCGAAUCCCUACGCACAGCCUGCUAUUCCUCCGGAUCCCUACACCAAGGCAAAAAUGAGCGCCGGGAUCGCACCUUCACAGGGCCAAGGGCAGCCUGCGGCUUUCGAUCAAAAACCAGGAUUUCGUCCCGGCCCUGGUCCUCAGGGUAGCUUCAGUGGUUUGCCGGGCCCCGGACAACAGAGGCCGUUUUAUGGUAAAGAUAGUUCAUACAAUGGAGGACCGCCAACUCAGCCCGCAGGGGGCAACUCCAGCGGUGGUGGAUACGGUGCCGAGAAGUUCGGAAACCAGAAUGGAUAUGGCGCGGGAGGCAAUGGUGGUAAUCCCUACGCCGGCAUUCAACAGACAAUCGGCACGUCACGACAAGGCGGCUACGGCGGACUUGGGCCUUCUACCACAUUUGAUAACGAUCCCGCCCGGGAUGAGCUAUUCGGCGGAGUAAGACAACGUCUGGAACAGAAACAACAACAGGUCCAGGCAGCCGGGCCUCCGGACUAUCAAUACGACUCGACUAAUAACGCCGAGGAACGAAGCUACGGGGCAUAUGGCGACCGGCAACUUACCGCCGAAGAGGAGGAGGAGGAGGACAUCCAAGCGACCAAGCAGGAGAUCCGCUUUAUGAAGCAGCAGGAUGUGGCUUCGACAAGAAAUGCUCUUCGUGUCGCUGCCCAGGCUGAAGAGAUGGGCCGAAACACUCUCGCCCGGCUUGGGGCGCAGGGCGAGAGGAUGCACAAUACUGACAAGAACCUUGACAUUGGAAACAACCAUAUCAACAUGGCCGAGGAUAAAGCGAAAGAACUGAAGACCCUGAACAGAAGUAUGUUUGCCCCCCAUGUCAACAACCCUUUCACUGCCAAAGAUAGGCGUGCUCGUCGCGAUGAGCAGAUCAUGGAUCGUCAUCACGCAGAACGGGAAGCCCGAGAGUCUACUCGGGAAGCGGCGUUCAGGAGCACUCAACGAAUGAACCAGAACUUCAAAGGAUUGGAUGACGCCUCCGUGGGACCCAGGGCCAAAGGGAGUCUUGCCGAGCGCGCCAAAUAUCAAUUCGAGGCAGAUAGUGAAGACGAUGCGAUGGAAGACGAGAUCGACCGCAAUAUCGACGAUCUUUCAGGGGCCGCCAAGCGGUUGAAUUUGUUGGCUCGCGCCACAGGCGAGGAGGUUGAAGAACAGAAUCAACUGAUACAGAAUAUUGCUGAAAAGAGCGACCGGUUCGACGAUCGACUACAUUUCCAAACCGAAAGGCUCAAGAGGAUACGCUAA